AUUACCCUUUAUUUUACCCAUACCUGAGUUUUGUGACUUGAACAGACCCACAACAUCCAAAUUUAGGGGGUGUUUGUUUUUUCAGAAAAGUACUUCAGAACCUCUUUUCUCUUCCCCACGCAGACCAGGCGCAGACAUAGGGGUCUGCAGCUUGUUUGUUUCUUUGAAGGGUUUUCAUUAAAAAACCUCUUCCUCACCUUUGUUUCACACAGAUGUGGUCAUAAGACUUCUGGCCUCUUCUCAAAACUUCUCCUUCAAAAAAAUUAAACCCUAAUCUUUCACAGCCGCACCCACAGCUCCUCUCCAACCCUCUCCAUGUCUGCCAUCGCUGCUCCUCCUCCGGCGCCGCCCCCACCUCUCGGCGACCGCCACCUCUCGACGACCUCCACCUCUCGACAACCUCCAUCAGCCUGCUCCACCUCUCGAGACACAGUAGAAAUGGGAGAGAAACAACAAUGGUCAAACGACCAUCUAAAAUGCUUAUUAGAGACAUGCAUUGAAGAGAUAAACACGGUGGGUAGAAAAGGCUUGAGUUUGCAUAAAGACUCGUGGAAUAAAUUAGGAAAAGUUCUUAAGGAAAAGUUUGGCUUGGAUUUGACUCAAAAACAAAUAACAAAUGAAGAAUACAUAUGAUAAUCUUAAAGCCAAAUACGUAGGUUGGGUGUAUUUGAAAAACAAAACCGGCAACAUAUACAACCCUCAAACAAAUACUUUUACCUUAACGAACGAGGAAUGGGAAGAAUUUAAGAAGGGGCAUCCAAAGGCUGCAUCAUUGAAGACAGUUCCAUUGCCUUUUCCAGAACUUUGUGCAGAAUUGUUUGAUGAAAAUACUGCAACUGGAAAUUGCAAGUGGACCUCAACCCAUGAAUCAUUUGUCCGACUAUGUGCACAUUUUAGAGUAAAUUAUCCGUUAAAGGAUAGUAAACAUGUAUCGGUUGAGAGAAGAUGGCUAUGUUUUUUUAUGAUAAUCGGUCAUAAACACAACAAUAUGUAGUUAUCAGUAGAUUUCAACACUCAAAGCAAACAAUUCAUAAAUAUUUUUAUGAAGUCUUGGAUAAAAUGAUGCUUUUUGCCAAAGAAAUGAUAGUACCAACUUCUUUCAAUCCUAAUCCAAACAUACCGGGACAUAACAAGAGACUACGACGGGUUUUUAAAGGAGCGGUUGGUGCACUAGAUGGAACUUUAAUACAUGUUGUUGUCCCUACUAGUAAACAAGAUUUAUAUAGAGGAAGAGGAAAAGGAGAUUGUUAUCAAAAUGUAUUAGCAAUUUGUGACUUCAACAUGAUUUUUACGUUCGUCGUGGCCGGAUGGGAAGGUGUAGCACAUGAUGCAAGAAUAUUAUCAGAGGCAUUAUCAGAUCCAGAUGCACCAUUCCCCUUUCCACCACAAGACAAGUAUUAUCUUUGUGAUGCCGCGUAUGCACACAUACGGGGAUUUAUGGCUCCAUAUCGUAAUGUGAGGUAUUGGUUAGGAGAUUUUUGCCGAAGACGUGCAUUGACUAAUAAAGAGAAAUUUAACCAUGCUCAUGCAAGACUUCGGAACGUAAUUGAGCGUGCUUUUGGUGUCUUGAAAGCAAGAUUCCCUAUUUUAAAGAGGAUGGCACUGUUUCCAUUGGUUACACAAAGGAACAUUACCAUUGCAUGUUUCGCGCUACAUAAUUUUAUAAGGAAAGAGGGUUUUAGCGAUGAAUUGUUUACAGAAUACGAUCAACCCAAUGUUUCAGUUCAUAAUAGGCUAGUGCACGUUGAUGCUCAUGAAGAGGAGGUUGAAGCACAUGGUACUGCAUCGGAUCGGGAAUAUAUGACUCAGUUACGAGAUGAGAUUGCUGAGCAGUUAAUGCAAAGCAUGGAUACAAUGAUUUAAAAAAAUGUUAUUAUCUUUUUUAUGAAUAUUAUUUCAGUAUUGUAUAACUAUUAAUUAAGUUUGAAUGUUGAAAAACUCUUAUAACUUUAAUAAUCAGUUUAUUUAUAUUUUAGCUUAUUUCAGCAGUUUGCAGAAGUAAAAAAACAAACAGUCUUCUUCUUGCAGAUUGCAGACAUUUGGUCCAGCACUUCUGCCACAGAUGUCUGCAGAUGUGGUCCGCAGACUACAGACGUUUUACCUCAGAAAAAAUAAACAGCACCUUGAUGUCCUUUGCUGCAUCUAACUGACACACCAAUCUUGAUCAUUAGACAUCCAGUUUGAACGUAUUCUGGAGCUACAUAUCCCCCUUGUUCUUCCUAUUACCUGAAUAAUAUAUGCUUCAUGAUAUUAGUUCGACUGUAAAAAGAAUUGCAAAUUGUUUUGGAUUGUAGAGUCAAUAGGUUAGAGU
This is a messenger RNA of Helianthus annuus (common sunflower), 2311 nucleotides long. RefSeq names its product putative nuclease HARBI1. NCBI's taxonomy places the organism in Eukaryota, Viridiplantae, Streptophyta, Magnoliopsida, Asterales, Asteraceae. Bases 1060 to 1863 code for a protein of 267 amino acids. The record is from RefSeq and is a predicted model, not a curated record. The transcript is spliced from 4 exons.